Patiria miniata (bat star) is the source of this 2681-nucleotide messenger RNA. Its product is annotated as low-density lipoprotein receptor-related protein 12-like. Bases 99 to 875 code for a protein of 258 amino acids. The transcript has 5 exons. Lineage: Eukaryota; Metazoa; Echinodermata; Asteroidea; Valvatida; Asterinidae. Gene Ontology annotation, molecular function: protein binding. The record is from RefSeq and is a predicted model, not a curated record.
CCCCUGUUAUGAAUUGUGUCCCUACUCCCCAACACAGAUUCAAGAUGGCGGCUUACAUGCAAGCUGUAGAAACUUGAAGUUCAACUAAGUCAUCAAGUAUGGAGGUAGUACUUCUGCUAGUCAGCAUUCUACUUCUGUUUGGGCAGUACGAUUGUGCCCUCCCCAUUGUUUAUCUUGCUGAUAGCUGCAACAGCACAGUUCAAGCCAGCAACGGAGGUUUUAUCGAGCCUGACAAACGCCUGCUGUACAACAGCAACCUGGACUGCUCUACGGUGCUGACCGCCGACCCGGGCAAUCGCUUCCUGCUGCGUUUCUAUCGCUUCAACCUAGAGGAACCAGUCAACGGCGUAUGCGUGGAUCACCUGACCAUCUAUGACGGACUGGAUAGGCUCAGCCCGCUGUCUGCUGCCCUCUGUGGCCGGACAAAAGUAGCAGAUAUCGUGUCCAGCAAUAACAGUAUCAACUUUGGAUUUAUGACAGACGGAGACGGAAGUACGAAUGGCUUUGAGAUAUUCUAUUCAGUUUUCACUGAUGCGCCUUGUACUGUUGACCAGUUUGCCUGCAACAACAGUAGAUGUAUUGAUGCUGCACUGAAGUGUGACAGCUACAACAUGUGUGGUGAUAACAGCGAUGAGACAGAUUGUGACGUUGUCGUGAUUGAAGACACAGGCCUGAGUGCGGCAGCCAUCGCCGGUAUCGUAGCCGGUUCCCUGUGCCUGGUUCUCCUCAUCAUGGCCGUGAUCCGAGCCAUCAUACACAGGUACCAGUCAAACCAACUACUCAAGCAACUCUUGGAUGAGAUGAGCAAACAACCGACGACCAACGAGUAUUCCGACAAGGACUUCUGGGGUGAUAAGAAACCCAUUGAGGAAUAGGGCAGACGCAUGUCAAACUGGCAGUGGUGAGUUUCUUCCCGGAUUUGUCCAGAUUUGUCCAGAUUUGUGGAUUUUGGAAAAAAAGCCUAUAUGAGACCAAAUGUGGUGAAAAAUGAGGGGGAAAAAACAGAAAACCAUCAAUUAUUACUUUUACCUUUUACUGCAACGCAGACAUCUCCAUAUGAUCGUACGCAAAAAAAUUGCCCAAAAAAUAAACAUUCCCUACCUACCUACCGUAUUUUCAAACGCCAUGUAAUCGGAAGCAGAUGUUUUGGGGGUUUUUUUUGGCCUGAAGACUUUUCUUCCCUUUUUGGGGGGUGGGGGGUUUCAAAGGUUUUCAUGAAAUAGUUGUUUUGGGCAGUUUUUAGGAGUGCCUUUUUAAGCACUGCAAUUUCUCCUUUCCGUAGAGUUUUUAUAUUUUCCCCAAAUUUCACCCAUGAGUAUAUAGUGAUGGCUUGAAAGGGUAUAGUUUUUAAAAAAUGACGACUUUUUGAGGACACAUUAGUUCAUCUUUGAUGUUGCUAGCACAGAUACUAUAUUUUUUAACCUAAAUGGUAACAUAAACACCAUUGCUGAAAGAACAUUACUACUAAAACUUGUGUGGCAUUCUUUUGAAAGAAAAACCAAAGAUCAAGUACACACAUUUUUAAAACUGCCGAAGCAAUAUAUUUGUCCAGAUUUCAAAAUGUAUUCAAUGAAAUGAUUUGUGGUUGACAUAAUGUGCGACGAGGUUCUCAAUAAGAGAGUUGUUUUAAAUUAAAGAAAGUUGUCACCUUAAAAUUGUAUGGAUAUAAUUGUUCUAUUAGGGGACUCAAAGUGCAAACAUAGAUUUGGAAAAAAAAAAAUUGGCAAGAUGACUGCACUUUAAAUUCAGUUAUGUUCUUUGAUGAGUGACUCAGCCAACGAUGAGAAUGUUAAAACAGAAGCAUACUACAUAAUAAUGUUUUACAUUCCUGCUAUGUGAUUCUAUAAAUUAUAUUUCUUCAGUCCAACCCCAUCCCCCCCCAACCGUGUGAUAGCAACGCAACAACUGCACAGCCAGAUACCAAGUCCAAAACCUAGUCAUAUACGGUCAGGCACCAUUUUUGACUCCAUGCUAAAAAAAAAAAUCUAAAAAUAAGAAAUAAUAAGAAAUGCUGUAACAUACACUCCUCCCGCCCUUUCUUAUUUUUAGCGACCGGAGCACAAAAUAAACAUUCAUGCCAGUCAGACAUGAUAUAUGUCGCCACGCUUGACUGCUCAUAUCAGCUGCGACAUAUUAUACGCAUGUGUGCCAAAUGUGAAGCAACAUAGCUCGGGUAUCUGGGCCAGCUUAAUGAAAAUAACACAUGCGCUUGCUUGGAUAUCAAUUAUCAUAUGUGGCCCGCCUUACAGCAUCUCUCAUCUUCUUCAUCUGCUCCUUGUCUAUAAGAUAAGCAGCCUGGCCAGGAGAAUAAGGAGUUCUGACAAUUGAAUUAGUCUAAGACAAAUUGCAAAGUAAUAAGAUGAAAUUAAUAUCACCUGCGCAGAUUACUCUCGUUGAUUCAGCCAUUUUGCUCGUCCAAUUUUUCCAUCUGCUGCACUGAAUCAUGUUUAUUGAAUUCUUAAUACACCCUGUCAUGUACAGUACUACGUUACAGUUGUACAAAUUGAUGUGGACUUUUAUAUACAUUAGUUAAUGGAGAAUCUAUUACAGAUAUCUCCCUUAUUUAUCUCUGUCCUACUUUCCAAAUUAAGAAACAAAUGCAACAUGUCAAAAAUCAAGGUCAUACUUGCAUACAAACCACAAAACAAUUAAAGAAAAUAAACUCAGAAAACUAAAGAGAA